AUGGCAGCGACCUUACCACGGGCCUCGAGGCCUUCUUAUGGACCACCAACAUCAGCACUACCGGCUUUACCUAUGCCAAAGACUCGAAAGAGCACGAAUGCAUUGUCAUUGCCCACAGACAGAUCGGAAGCCCCAAGUACGCCUAGAAGUGGACUACGAACUCCGUCAUCAUCUAGCCUUCAACCAUUAAGGAGCCCAGGUCUUCCAAAGGCACCCACUUCUCCAGGAGUUAAUGCAGCUGGUAAGAGUAUAAGAAAAACGAUUAGUAUCAACGCAUUUCCUCAGCCUCCUCGAGGGGGUGUCAGAACAGCGAGUUUACCCCCCAGUCCUUUGUCUGGCGGUGCCGCACCAGGGACCGCACUAUCAACAGGAGAGUCAAGUAAAAGGGAAUCAUCAGAAAUCAAUCCGACCAAUAGUGGUAGCGGGAAACCCCGAAAGCGACCCACGGCAAUGGCCAAUCCUAGUACACAGACCGCUGUUAAUGGAUCAAUGCCGACCCUACUCAACGGAAGCGGGGACAGUAUUUCAAUAUCCAGCGGUGCUGGGGCUCGAGGAUCGGAUGGUCUAUUAAGCUUACCCUCGCCUCCUCAAAGCCGUAGUUCGUCGGCCCAGGAUUCAUACUCGACAUCUGUGACGACCACCGAAGAGCUUGGAGAUGGAUUUAGAGGUCGAGAGGGACCUGAUGAUGCCGAUAAAAGAUCCUCGAAGCCUGCAGAAGGCAAAGGAAAUGUCAUUGUCAGCGUACGUGUACGUCCGGAUGCGAAUAGUAAUGGAGAAACUAGCAGGAGUGACGGAGAAUGGGUAGUAGAUGGAAGGAAAUCACUGGUGGCUUACCGCGGGAAGGAAGGCGGCGAUUAUUACUAUGACAACGUUUUUUCGCAGCAGGACAAUAACGCUAAAGUAUAUGAUGCAUCCGCCAAAAGGCUCGUACGGCGAGUAAUGGAAGGGUAUCACGGCACAGUUUUCGCAUAUGGUAUGACGGGUACCGGAAAGACGUUUUCUAUGCAAGGAACAGAUAAGAUGCCUGGUGUUAUUCCUCUCGCAAUUACCGACAUUUUUUCAUAUAUCCGUGAAACUCCAUCGCGAGAAUUUCUACUCAGGGUCAGUUACUUGGAGAUAUACAACGAGAAGAUUCAUGACCUUUUGAGUGCUUCUACAGGUCCUGCAACGGGCCCAGGAGCUGUUCAAACUGAAGAAAUCAAGCUCCGAGAAGAUAGCAAGAGAGGCGUGUAUGCCACACCACUGAAAGAAGAAAUAGUGCAAUCUCCAACGCAGUUAAUUCGUGUUAUCUUUCGGGGUGAUCAAGCACGAAAGACUUCUAGUACACAAUUUAAUGCUAGAAGUUCUCGUAGUCAUGCGGUCGUACAGAUAGUGGUUGAAUCUCGCGAGCGGGUCCCCGGAGGAGCAGCCAUGCAGGAAAAUAAACGAACAGGAAUUAGUCCUGGUGGUGUCCGUGUUUCUACUCUCAGUCUGAUCGAUUUGGCAGGAUCAGAGAGAGCCGCCGAAACGAAAGAACGGCGUACUGAAGGCUCCCAUAUCAAUAAAAGUUUGUUGACCCUUGGAACAGUCAUUGCUCGACUGUCGGGGAACAAAGACAAGGAUGGCAAACCAAUGGACAAGGACGGAAAGCAUUUGCCAUAUCGCGACAGCAAGCUCACAAGACUUCUUCAAGGCGCGCUUUCAGGGGGUUCGCUUGUCAGUAUUCUGUGUACAAUAUCUGUUGGAUCUGGAGCAAGUGCUGCCGGACCCAACAGCCAUACUAGCGAGACUUUGAACACCUUGAAAUUUGCUUCCAGAGCUGCAGCAAAUAUUGUCAGUCAUGCUAAAAAGGCGGAGGAUGCGUCGAAUGGAGGUGAUGGUAAUACUAGGGCUUUAUUGGAACGAUACCGCAUGGAAAUCGUGGAUCUAAAGAAGCAGUUGGAUGGCCAGACCAAAGCCAAAUUCAACGAGGAGGAUCAAGCCCAAAAAGAAGAAGCAAAAGCUCGUCACAACGAGCAAUUGAUAGAAAUGCAGUUGGCUCGAACUGCUCUUAAAGAGAGAAUCGACCAUCUAAACAGACUGAUCCUCAGCUCCAAGUCCACAGGUGUCAAUACCAAUGGUACCUAUUCAGCUUUAAGUAUGCGACCUAGGCUAUCGAUGGGAGCAUCAAGUGGCCAUAUGUCUUCAUUAUCAGUGCGCUCAUCUAUGACACCAUCCACCAUCACAUUAGAUCGCGCCAAUUCGGUCUCUACCAUUGGCCGACGACCCAGUGCGCAACGAUUAUCCGGUACCAUCUCGGGCGAUCAUACAUCAAUGGAGGACGAUGACUCUGGGGGCGAGUAUGGAAAUGGCAAUGCUUCAUUGGCAGCGCAGAAUCGAGCCUUACAAGCCGACCUUGCAGAUAAGACCCGAUAUUGCCAGACCUUAGAAAAGCGACUGCUACAAGCUCGGCGCUCUAGUCAGUCAAGGACGUCUGUACAAUUCGGUAGCAAGUCAAAUAUAAUGGUGGGAGAAGACCAUGGGAUCUCCAACCUAUUGAGAGACAAGGAUGCUGAAAUUGCGGACUUACGAGCGAGACUCGAUGAUAAGGACCGCAUGUUAUCAGCCCUUCGCAGUUCUGCUCGGUCUCGAGACACUGCCGAACGUGAUCCUCGCCACAGCCUAGGCCAAGGAAUGCCACUGAGUCCCGUCUCAGCUAGGGAAUCUCAAUUGUUCGACACUAGUCUGACAAGUGCCGGAGGCGCGGCGAAGGUUCUCCCACCCACCGUCCUUCCCCCAACGCCCCUCAAAAACUCAAAGAGUGUAGAUGAGAUGAGUAAAAUGCUUGAUGAGAUGAUACAGGAUCGAAUUGAGAAUGGACAAUCGAAUAAGGAGGCUAGAGGAAGUAUGCGUGCAGGCGAGCGCAAACGAGCGGUGUCAACGGAUCCAAUUCCUGGAAUUGAACCUCUCAAGAGUCCACAUCUGAGUUCCAAGGCUCAGCUACAUGAUUCUGGUGUUGUAGUAACUGAUUUCUUCAAAAAGAGUGAGGGGGAAAAUCUGUAA
Messenger RNA from Botrytis fragariae, 3021 nucleotides. RefSeq names its product putative kinesin-ii 85 kda subunit protein. The record is from RefSeq and is a predicted model, not a curated record. Gene Ontology annotation, molecular function: microtubule binding; ATP binding; microtubule motor activity. Lineage: Eukaryota; Fungi; Ascomycota; Leotiomycetes; Helotiales; Sclerotiniaceae. Gene Ontology annotation, biological process: microtubule-based movement. Bases 1 to 3021 code for a protein of 1006 amino acids. The transcript is spliced from 2 exons.